Molecule: messenger RNA, 1859 nt
Organism: Zerene cesonia (dogface butterfly)
Lineage: Eukaryota; Metazoa; Arthropoda; Insecta; Lepidoptera; Pieridae
Gene: L2HGDH
Product: L-2-hydroxyglutarate dehydrogenase, mitochondrial
Exons: 4
Coding region: 335-1666 (443 amino acids)
Molecular function (GO): (S)-2-hydroxy-acid oxidase activity; (S)-2-hydroxyglutarate dehydrogenase activity
Source: RefSeq, a predicted model, not a curated record
UUUACCUAUAAAAUAAAAACAAUAGCAAAAACCUACCCUACAUACUGGUUAUAUAUUACGUACGAAGGACCGAGGACCUUCUUACCUACUCCAAUACUAUACUGGACUCGCUUAAACCGGGUAUAAUAUAAAAGUAGUAUAAAAGUUACUCUGUGGUUCGGACCCAUAAAAUACUUGUUUAUUGAUCUGAUUUGAGUAAUGAUUAAUAUAUAUAUUACCACUUAUCUGUCCUACUGUGAUAUUCGAAGUGUUAUUGGUUAAUAUUUAUCAUAAAAUAAACAACAAAUAAUACUGCGUUAGGCAGAUCAAGAAGGUUCAUUGAAAAUUGUUAAUAAUGUCACCUCUAUGUAAAGUACAUUGGUUUUCAAGGGUUUUUCCGGUUCAAAAUAAGUUUGGCAGCUAUUAUCGCAGUUAUAGCAAAGCAAACAUACCACGUUAUGACGUCGUUGUAGUAGGAGGUGGUAUCGUUGGAUCUGCCUCUGCAAGAGAGUUAGCUUUGAGACACCCAAGCUUAAAAAUCGCACUAAUAGAAAAGGAAAACAAAUUCGCAUUCCAUCAAAGUGGCAACAACAGUGGGGUUAUUCAUGCUGGCAUUUAUUAUAAGCCUGGUUCAUUGAAAGCAAAGCUUUGUGUUGAAGGUCUCAAUCUGUCGUAUAAAUAUUUGGAUGAAAAAGGUAUCAAAUAUUCUAAGUGUGGAAAACUUAUAGUAGCAACAAAUAGAAUAGAAGUUCCUCGUCUUCUUGACUUAUAUGAUAGAGGAGUAAAGAAUGGUGUAAAAGAUAUAAGAUUACUAGAUGCUGAAGAAAUAAAACAAUUAGAACCGCAUUGUAAAGGAUUACAGGCAUUGUGGUCUCCACAUACAGGAAUUGUAGAUUGGGGUGUGGUCACUCGAUCCUAUGUGGAAGAUUUUAAUAAGUUUGGGGGGACAAGUUAUUUGAAUUUUGAAGUAAAAAAGUUCAUUGAAGGUGAAGAUGCAGACUAUCCUGUUAUUAUCACAAACUCAAAAGAUAACACAGUGUAUGCAAAAUAUGUCCUUACCUGUUGUGGUUUACAAUCAGACAGUGUAGCUGUAUUAACUGGCUGUCCCGAAGAACCCAGGAUCAUCCCUUUUAGAGGUGAAUAUCUAUAUUUAUCUCCACAUAAAAGUAAUCUUGCUAAGGCAAAUAUAUACCCUGUACCAGAUCCAAGGUUCCCUUUCCUUGGAGUUCACUUAACUCCAAGGAUAGAUGGUCGCGUGAUUGUUGGACCUAAUGCUAUUUUAGCAUUUUGUAAGGAAGGUUAUAGGUGGGGUGAUAUUAAUGUGCAAGAAUUGAAGGAAAUACUUUCAUUCUCUGGAUUUCGAAAGAUGGCACUUAAAUAUGCUGGCUUUGGGCUCAAAGAGAUGAGCAGGUCCAUAUUUAUUCCGUUGCAAGUGAAACAAAUACAAAGAUAUAUUCAGGGCAUUACAAGUAGCGAUGUUGAAAGAGGACCAGCAGGAGUGAGGGCACAGGCCAUGGCAAAGGAUGGAACUCUUAUUGAAGAUUUUGUAUUUGAUUCCAAGCCUGGUUCUGGUGCUAUUGGAAGCAGAGUUCUUCACUGUAGAAAUGCACCAUCACCUGGUGCCACUUCAUCUCUUGCUAUUGCAAAAAUGAUUGCAGAUAAAAUGAAAGAAGAAUUCAAGUUUUAAUUGGGUUUACAGUCCAAGUUUCUUUUGAUAAUUUUGUACUUGGAUUAUGUGAUACUAUUACGAAAGCGUAUAAUAUUAAGGUAGAUAUUUUUAUUUUUUUAAAGCAUUUAUAAAAUCAAUUUUAUUUUAUUUUACUCAUUUUAAUAUCAGCUUGUACUAAAAUCUGAUUAAAUACUUUUAAGAUGGCUAUUUA